Molecule: messenger RNA, 510 nt
Organism: Ilex paraguariensis (yerba mate)
Lineage: Eukaryota; Viridiplantae; Streptophyta; Magnoliopsida; Aquifoliales; Aquifoliaceae
Source: the annotation of a GenBank genome assembly
AUGAUAAAUAUGAGCAUAUCUAGAUUCAACUUGUAUGGUAAAUCUGUUGGUGGAGAUGGGAUUCUAUGCGAGUUCUUCAAAAUAUGGGCUGCACUGCUCUUAUAUCGGGAUGUUAGGAGAUUUUGUUGGCAUUAUGUUUGCCAACUAACUUUUUUGCAUGCAGGUCAAGAGGCUCCAGCUAAGGCUGAACCAAAAUUCAACCCAUUUACUGGAGCAGGGAGACGCUUGGAUGGGAAACCUCUGAAUUAUCAGCCCCCUCCAGUUUCCUCCUCAGGGUCCAAAGGCAAGCAACCUGAUGUUUCCAAUGGUGGUCGCCAGCCUUCUGCGGGGUCUAGUUCACAAAGUGCUACUAGUCAAUCUAAGGGAAAGCUUGUGUUUGGCUCGAAUGCAAACCGAUCUCAGGGGACACAAAAGGAAGCUGCAAAAGAGACUAAACAAGAGCAGCCGCAAAAGAAGGAAGAGCCAAAGUUCCAGCCAUUUUCAGGGAAAAAAUACUCAUUAAAGGGUUGA